AUGGCUUAUCUUGCUGUGAUUUCUCUCAUACAAACUCUGAAACAACUAGUGCAGCGAAGGCCACAUUGGAUAAGUGAUGAAAUAAGAAAAAUGGUGGACUCUCUCCUUGAUAGUCUUGAAUAUUUUCUAGACUUUCUUGAGAGCACUAGCAAGAUAAGCCAACAUUGUGGAAAGGUUCAAGUGUUGGAGAAAGAUAUAAGAAAUGCAGUUAAUGAAGUAAAACAUGCGAUUGAACUAAGUAUAUAUGAAAUUAUUAGUCAACUGCAUCGAACGAUUGCAAGCAAGGCAUUAUGCCAAGCCUUGUCUCCACUUGUAGACAAGAUUGAUACUGUAAAGAGGGAGGUGAUAGAAAGUAGUUCCAAUAGAGUCCAUGUUUAUGGUGAUCCAACGAAUGGUAAUCUGCAACUAGGAAAUUCCUUGCUUGGUCAUUCGUCAUCUAGACGUGUUGCAAAACUGAAUCUAGAAACUGCUGUCGUGGGUCUCGAAGACGACUUGAUGAAAAUCAAGAGAAGAUUAACUAGGCCCCCGUCUACCAGAGAAAUUAUCCCCAUUCUGGGAAUGGGGGGGAUCGUAUCUCAAGAAUAUUGGAUUAGAGAUUUGCUAUUAGGAGUUCUUUCUUGUAUCUCAAAUGAGAUCAAAGAAGAGACUGAUGAUCAAUUGAUGGAUAUGAUAUACAAAAAGUUAAAGGGUCUGAGGUAUCUUGUUGUAAUGGAUGAUAUUUGGAGUGGUGACAUUUGGGAUCUUAUGACAAGAACUUUUCCAGACGACAACAAUGGGAGUCGAAUUAUUUUGACUAGUAGGCUCAAUGAGGUGGCUAUGCAUGCUGGCCCUAAUAGCACUCCUCAUGAGAUGAGACUCUUUAAUUCAGAUGAAAGUUGGAAGUUACUUCACGACAAGGUGUUUGGGGUAGAACAUGAGAUUUGUCCUCCUGAACUAAAGGACAUCGGGAAGCAAGUAGCACAAAAAUGCCAAGGACUACCUUUAGCUCUUCUAAUUGUUGCAGGACAUCUCUCUAAAAUUGCUAGGACACCAGAAAGUUGGGGAGAUGUUGCCAAAAGUGUAAGUAAAGUUGUUGCUAAUGAAUCAGAUAAAUGUCUAAGAGUGCUUGCUAUGAUUUACAACUACUUACCUAAUCGUCUUAAACCAUGUUUCCUUUACAUGGGUGUAUUUCCAGAAGAUAAGGAGGUUAACAUUGACAUGUUGAUCAACUUAUGGGUAACUGAGGGUUUUCUAAGGGAAGAGAGGUUCAAAAGCUUGGAACAAGUUGGAAGAGAUUGUUUGGAGGAUCUUCUUAGCAGGAAUCUGAUAAUGGUUAGGAAGAAAAGGUGGAAUAGUGAGGUGAGAACAUGUGGUGUCCAUGAUCUGGUUCGCGACUUGAUUUUAAGAGUAGCCGAGGAAAAGAAGUUCCUACAGGUUGUUAGAGUUAAAGAAGCCACAAAUUCUUCAGCAAAGAAGCUUCGUGUUUGUCGCUACAGUUUCCAUUCAGGCAAUCAAGGUGAUUUCUGGGAGUCACCAUCCAGUCUCACCCGAACUGUGUACUUCUUCCAUGGCCUACAAAGCCCUUCUGAACAAGUUCCUCUUUUGGCAUGCUUCAAACUGCUGAGGGUUUUGGCAAUCCUUGAUUUUAUAUUUCAGAAAUUUCCACUUGAGAUAACAAAUUUAGUACAUCUUAGAUACCUUCAAUUCGACUGUUGUGAUGAUCUUCACUGGUUAGUGUCGGAGCUUUAUAAUCUGCAGACCUUGAUUUUUGGCUACCGUGGUAAUAAAUCUCCAACUAUACCUGCAGCCAUCUGGGAGAUGAAAAAUUUAAGGCAUCUUCACUUGAGUAACUUCUUUUCCUUCCAUAUUCCAUCAAGUAAGGUACAGUAUGGUUUCGAGCUACAAAAUCUGGAGGAACUUUCCUGUCUAUGGCUUUCCAGUUCUACUAGUGAAUUGGUUUCUGCUAUUCCAAAUCUCAAGAGGCUGAAAGUUGGUGGAAAUUGGAGAGAAUGCGAGAGAGAAAAGAUUUCCCAGCACCUAGGUAACAUUUCCUGUUUAGAUAAGCUUGAAAUAUUGAAGAUCAUCUGCUAUGGAAUAAACCAACCCCUAUUCCCAACCAAGUAUUCUUUGCCUACAUCUCUGAAGAGGUUGACUUUGAAAAGGACAUAUUUACCAUGGGAAGACAUGGCAAAUAUUGUGAUGUUGCCAAACCUCCAAGUGCUUAAAACCAAGAAACAUGGUUUCCAUGGUGGAGCUUGGAGAUUAAAUGAUGAGGAGCAAUUCAAUCAACUUAGUUUCCUCCUAAUCGAUUGGACAAAUCUUGAGCGCUGGGAAGCUGGCAGUGUCAACUUCCCAAAUCUGCAACGUCUAGUUCUGAAAAGAUGCUUAUACCUAGAGGAAAUCCCCAAAGACAUUGGGGAAAUUUGUACUUUGGAGUCAUUAGAAAUGCAUGAUUGUAGCAUUUCCGCUGUAAAAUCUGUCAAAGAAAUUCAAGAAGAUCAAGAGAGCAUGGGAAACGAGAUCCUUAGUGUCCAAAUCCAUAAUUGUCGGUAA
Nicotiana attenuata is the source of this 2532-nucleotide messenger RNA. Its product is annotated as putative late blight resistance protein homolog R1B-16. Gene Ontology annotation, molecular function: ADP binding. The record is from RefSeq and is a predicted model, not a curated record. Lineage: Eukaryota; Viridiplantae; Streptophyta; Magnoliopsida; Solanales; Solanaceae. Gene Ontology annotation, biological process: defense response to other organism. The transcript is spliced from 2 exons. Bases 1 to 2532 code for a protein of 843 amino acids.